AUGAACGCGAUUCCACGAGUAUGGUCUCGGCUGGGCCGCAAAGAUGCAGCCUGGAUAUGUUCAUCCUGCGCAACAAAAUCCACGCGCCGAAAACCGUCUACGCCUUUCUUCAAUCCCUCGACCCGAAGAGCCAUUUCCGAUAGCUCGAAGCCCAGACAAAAUGUAGCGCCAACCAUGGAGCAAUUGCGCGCUCCUUUCAAGACGAAGAACAGCUCGACGUUAUACUAUACCCUCAGUAUCAUAUUAGGCACUGUAGCCUUUUCCUACGGUUCCGUGCCCAUGUACAAGAUGAUAUGCCAAACAACAGGCUGGGGCGGCCAACCCAUAAAAGCCCCCGGCCACGGCGGGGCGGAAAGUGAUGACCCCUCGGAGCGCCUCAAGCCCGUCACGAAUGCCAAACGCAUCCGCAUAACUUUCAACGGCUCCGUAUCCGACGUCCUGCCCUGGAAAUUUACGCCGCAGCAGCGCGAGGUGAAAGUCCUGCCUGGUGAGACUGCGUUGGCGUUCUAUACCGCGACAAAUAAGUCUGAUGAGGAUAUCAUUGGGGUGGCGACGUAUAGCGUGACGCCUGGACAGGUGGCGCAGUAUUUCUCGAAGAUUCAGUGUUUUUGCUUCGAGGAGCAGAGGUUGAAUGCUGGGGAGACGGUGGAUAUGCCGGUGUUCUUUUAUAUCGAUCCGGAUUUUGCGAAUGACCCAAAUAUGAGGGGGAUUGAGCAGGUUACGUUGAGCUAUACGUUUUUUAAGGCGAGAUAUGAUAAAAAUGGGCAUUUAAAACCGAUGGCGUAA
Molecule: messenger RNA, 786 nt
Organism: Lachnellula hyalina
Lineage: Eukaryota; Fungi; Ascomycota; Leotiomycetes; Helotiales; Lachnaceae
Gene: COX11
Product: Cytochrome c oxidase assembly protein, mitochondrial
Exons: 3
Coding region: 1-786 (261 amino acids)
Cellular component (GO): mitochondrial inner membrane
Molecular function (GO): copper ion binding
Source: RefSeq, a predicted model, not a curated record